AUGUUGGAAAGAAGAGUUCAUUACAGACGCCAGAACCACUACAGAACCAAGUCAAACGGGUACAAGAUCGUCAAGACUCCAGGUGGCAAGCUCACAAUUCACUACUUGAAGAGAAGUGCUGGCAAGACUGUCGCUGGUAUUCCCAAGCUUAGAUCACCAGCUCUCUCCAGACUCACCGUCACCAAGAGAACAGUUUCCAGAGCCUACGGUGGAAAACUCACUCAUGCCGAAGUCAGAGAUAAGAUUGUCAGAGCCUUCUUGAUCGAAGAAGUCAAGCAAAUGAAGCGCUUAAUGCAACAAAAGGACAAAUCCUCCAAGAAAUCAAAGAAGAACAAGUCAAAGGGAAAGAAGAAGUGA
Molecule: messenger RNA, 357 nt
Organism: Stylonychia lemnae
Lineage: Eukaryota; Ciliophora; Spirotrichea; Sporadotrichida; Oxytrichidae
Source: the annotation of a GenBank genome assembly